Messenger RNA from Clonostachys rhizophaga, 927 nucleotides. NCBI's taxonomy places the organism in Eukaryota, Fungi, Ascomycota, Sordariomycetes, Hypocreales, Bionectriaceae. The record is from the annotation of a GenBank genome assembly.
AUGACCUCCCAUAAGCCCUCUACCCUUGCUCUUUCUGAUGGCCGCACCUUGUCAUACGCCACGUACGGCUCGUCACUUACAAGCUCAACGCACAUCCCCAUCUUCUACUUCCACGGCUUCCCUUCCUCUAGGAUCGAGGGCGCACUUUGGGACGACACGGCCAAGACUCUGGAUGUGCCGCUGAUCGCAAUAGACCGUCCAGGAAUGGGCCAUUCCACCCUCCAACAGAACCGCAAACUUCUCAACUGGCCCGAUGACGUGCUGGCCCUGGCAGACCACCUCGAAGUCAAGGAAUUUGGCGUCUUGGGCGUAUCCGGCGGCGGGCCCUAUGCCCUGGCAUGCUUGAGCGCCAUUCCAGAGGAGAGGCUCAAGAUCGGAGCGACAGUGUGCGGCGUGUACCCAUUGAACCUCGGCGCUCAGGGUAUACUGUUUCUGAGCAGGGCGCUAUUCUGGGGAGGGAAGUGGCUCCCACGCGUGACGGCGGCCGUCGUGGACCAUCAGGUUGGCCAGAGGGCGAGAGACCUGGACCAUCCGGAACGGUUUGCGGCCAAGAUCAAGCAGCAAAUGGUUGCUUCGGGGCCAAAGGUGGACAGAGAUCUGUUGGCCGCGAAAUUGGAGGAUCCCGCUUGGGCUGAUACGCUUGUCGAAGCGUUGCGGCAGAGUCAGAGGGAGUCGGGAUGGGGAACCUCGAUCGACGCUGGUAUUCUCGGCAGUGAUUGGGGAUUCCCUCUGACCCAGGUGGAUGGCAAAAGACUUAUGAUGUGGCAUGGCGUGCUUGAUGAAAAUUCUCCUGUAAGGAUGGCCGACCAAGCAGCAGAGUUGAUGCAUCCAGCCGCUUAUCACCGACUGGAAGAAGAAGGCCAUGCGAGUCUGGGCUAUGGGCGAAUGGCAGACGUACUAAGUUCGCUCCUUGUUAAGUCGAAGUAG